AAAUUUAUCCAGAAUGAAAUCCCCUCUCACUGUCGUCUAUAUAUAUAUAUGUAUAUAUAGCGAAAGAAGAAUAAAUACUUACCCAAACAAAGCAAAUCGAAGAGAAGAUUAGAGAAGAGAGAGCAGAGCAACGAUUUCGAAGAUAGAAAGAGAUGGCAGAUGUGGUUGAAGAAAUUAGUGAUGGUAAAUCUUUGUUAGCAGCAGACACAGAAAAAAAAGAAACAGAUAUAUCAUACGAUGAAGAAGAAGAUGAUGAUGGUUAUGACUCUCAAGAUGAAGAUGAAGAUGAAGAUGACAACCAUUUUAUUCUUGUUGAAGAUGAAAGGAUAACCAAAUCAAGGGAAAAUAAAGCUAAGUUACCACCAAACACAAAAUUUUCAUACUUAUCCGAUGAAGAUGAUGAAUAUGAACAAGAUUGGGCCAUUGUUCACAAACAACUCCUUCAAACUGAUGGUUUUCAUGUUGAUUACCUUCCUAAUAAACACAAAAGGAACUGGUAUCAGAAAAUCUUGGGCAAUUCUUGUUGUAAAUAUACUAUUGAAGCAGCUAAUUUAGCCGUUGCUGAAUAUAACAAACUUGAGGGUGCUAAUUUGGAGAUUAGAGAGAUUAUAAAUGUGAUACAAAUAGGAUUCGAUUAUUAUUAUCUUACACUGCAGUGUACGGAUGGAAAAUACUACGAAGUUAAGGUAUUCUUACAAAUGAGUCCCGAAAUUGAUUUGGAAAUGUUUAGGCCUGCUAAACAUUAUCCAAGACCAACAACAACUACUACUACAUCAGAAGAAAAAGAAGAAGCAGCAGCCUCCGACUAGAACAAAGGCUGUGUUAGUUAUUUCGAUCGAUGUUUUCUUCUUCUUUUGUUAGUUAUCACUUUGGCUUUUUUUAUCUUUCAAUUUGUGGUAAUAGUUUCGAAGACAUGAAUUUAGUUGAUGAAUCCUACUACUCAAACUUUGAAUUCAUAAUCCAAAUCGCCAUCAACAUUAGCGACAGAACUUCUCAUAUGGUUUGUUUUGUUGCACAAAAAUUUGGCACAAAUUUGUGACAUUGUUAUAUCAUGUUUUGUUAUUAUGCUUCAAUAUAAAUAACCGUUGUUAGGUUCUCUACUUAUCGGUUAUCUCCAUAAGUAACGACAGUGACCCAAAAUCAUUGUUAGGUUCCCUACUUGCCAAUUAUCUCCAUAGAUAACGACAAUGGCCUGGAAUUGUUGUUAGGUUCCCUACUUGUCGGUUAUCUCCAUAGAUAACGACAGUGACCCAGAACCAUUGUUAGGUUCUCUACUUGUUGGUUAUAUCCAUAGAUAACGACAGUGACCUAGAAUCGUUGUUAGGUUCCCUACUUGCCGUUUAUCUCCAUAUAUAAUGACAGUGACCCAGAACUGUUGUUAAGUUUCCUACUUGCCGAUUAUCUCCAUAGAUAAUGGCAUUAACUUGGAACCGUUGUUAGGUUCCCUACUUGCUAGUCAUCUCCAUAGAUAACGACAGUGACCCAAGAUCGUUGUCAAGUCUCUACUUGUCAGUUAUCUCCAUAGAUAACGACAGUGAUCCGGAACUGUUGUUAGGUUCCCUACUUGUCAGUUAUCUUCAUAGAUAAUGACAGUGACAUAUAUGGAUGUCGGAUUAGGGAAUCGACUUGUCUUAUUAGGCAAUGUGAUAUAUGGAUGCCAAGUUAAGGUAUCGACUCACCUUAUUAAGUAAUGAGAUUUAUGAAUACUAGGGAAUAAUUUUUAGGUUGCCUAAUUUAACAACGUCAGUAACAUUUGAUUAUCAAUUUUGAAUAUCAAGGUGAUUUUAUUAAACAACGACAAGUACAUUAGUAUACCAGGUGAGGUAUUAAAAUUACUUUGUUAAGAAAGUGGUGAGAAUAAUUAUAUGAAGUAACAGAUAUAGUUAUUAUUAUUGACUGGUAAUUGUGUAUAACCGUAUAUCUUUAUAUUGACAUUCAUUAUGUUUGAAUAUAUGUACUGACCCAAAUUUAAAUAUAUGAGUAAUGUAUGAUUAUUUGAUUCUGAUGUGAGUUUACUUGCUAAUAUUGUGUGGUGAAUUAUAUGAUUGUUUUUAUUACUUUUCUUGCUGAGUCCUUGUGACUCACGAGUAUUAUGUGGUGCAGGUAAUAGGUAGAAACAUUUGGACAAUUAUGAGAAAAGAAUCUUCUCCAACAAGUGUACAUAUCGGCUUAUCUUUAUGAACCGCUAGCUUCUCCCACAACAACCAAUUAAUACCUGGGCCAUUACUACUUGCCCGCCACCAAUACUUACACAUGAUUUGCUCCAUUUCAGAACAAAGCUUAAACGGAAGCAGAAAAAUACUCAUAGCAUAACUAGAGAGAGAUUGAGCGACAAAUUUCAAAAGGACUUCCUUUCCCGACUUAGAGAGCCACUUUUCGUCCCAACUUUCCACUUGCUUAUGCAUUUUUUUUGUUAAGGAAACCCAAAGUAAUAAUUGUAUUCCUGUCCAUAGUAUUAGGAAGACCCAAAUACAAACUUUUAUCACCUGUAACCCACAUCACUAAAAUUUCCUAAACUCGAGCACAGUUUAUCUCUGAGGUAUUAGUGUUAAAAAAGAUAAAAGAUUUAGCAAUAUUCGCCUGCUGUCCUGAAGCUUGUUCAAACUUUGUCAGGAGCUCCAUAAUCUUGGCCGCCUCUCUUUCAUUGACUCGACAAUAAAGAUAACUGUCACCUAGCCACAUUACACCCAUAAAGCCACUUAUUUGUUUAGGCCUGCUAAACAAAUGAGUCCCGAAAUUGAUUUGGAAAUGUUUAGGCCUGCUAAACAUUAUCCAAGACCAACAACAACUACUACUACAUCAGAAGAAAAAGAAGAAGCAGCAGCCUCCGACUAGAACAAAGGCUUCCAACCGUUGUUAGUUAAUUCGAUCGAUGUUUUCUUUUCUUUUGUUGCUUUUGCUUUAGUGUUUUGGAGUGUAAGAACUUAUCACUUUGACUUUUUUUCAUUUUUCAAUUAGUUUUGGUUAAACCUUGUGGUAAUAGUUUAGGAGACAUGAAUUGAGUUGAUGAAUCGUACUACUCAAACUUUGAAUUCAUAAUCCAAAUCGUUAUCAACA
Cannabis sativa is the source of this 3057-nucleotide messenger RNA. RefSeq lists its product as uncharacterized. The transcript has 5 exons. The coding region runs from base 153 to 809 and encodes 218 amino acids. Lineage: Eukaryota; Viridiplantae; Streptophyta; Magnoliopsida; Rosales; Cannabaceae. The record is from RefSeq and is a predicted model, not a curated record.